Molecule: messenger RNA, 2520 nt
Organism: Monosiga brevicollis MX1
Lineage: Eukaryota; Choanoflagellata; Craspedida; Salpingoecidae
Exons: 15
Coding region: 1-2520 (839 amino acids)
Molecular function (GO): protein binding
Source: RefSeq, a predicted model, not a curated record
AUGUCCGAAUCAACCGAGACGGACACGGGUCUUUCCACCCGCGACCCUGAAUUCUACCCGCGGUGGUAUCAUGGUGUCAUGUCACGUCGCGAUGCGGAAAUGAUUCUGGCCAAGGAUGGCAUCGUUGCAGGCAUGUUUCCCGCCCCCUGCAGACGCGCAUCGGCAUCCAGGCCGUGUGUCGGCCACAAUGGGACUUUUCUCGUGCGUGCAAGCACCAAGGGCGACAGCUUUGUUCUCUCUGCCUGCUCGGAGGGGCGCAUUGAUCACUAUCAGAUCGAAGAGAACACAGAUUCUGCCAAGGCCCCAUUCCUGCAGUUUCGCCUUGAUACCGGCAUGUCUCCCAAAUUUCGCUCCCUCUCCAGCGUGCUCCACUACUUGCUGGAGCAUCCUCACCACCUCCCCUUUCCGCUCCGGACUUGGGUGGAGCGGGAAACAGAUUCCCCUUACGAAUAUGAUCAGCCCAGCCGUCUGGCCGCGGCCAUGGGAAUCAAACAGUCCAACGUCAACUCACUCAAAACCACCAAAAAGGCUGACGGUGAAGCCCCCAAGGAAAAUAAAAACCAACCUUUGGCACCGGAUCAUCCGCCACCCCCACGACGACCGAUUGCUGCACCUUCAGCUUCCGAUGGCUCGAGUGGCAAUGUCACUCCGCCCGUCAACCGCAAGGAGCCCCACAGUGCAAGUGUGCUGGAAGCCGUCAACCAUCUGCACUGGAAUGAUGACUCGGAUGGUGAAUACGUCGAACCUCAAGACACAUUUGCGCUGAUACUUACCCGAGUGUCAUUCCACAAACAGGGCUUGGUCCGCGACAGCCUGGCAAGCGUUGCUGGUAUUGGCGACCGUGACCUACUGGAUGAGCAUCUCUACGAGACUGUGCAACGUCACCCCUCUGGCCUUGAUCACGCUCCUGAAGUGCUGAUUCACUGCGAUUAUGAGGUCUUCGCGACAGACGCAAACACUGGCGAGCAAGUCCCACUCUCUCAAUCGGCCGUGCUUAAGCUCAUCACCCUUGAAAAGGACGAGGAUGACAAAGUCGUGGUGGUCUGCCGUGAUAACGCUGGACGCAAGCUCAAGUUCAAUCGUGACUCCAACGUCGAGGUCAUCCCCGCAGUCUUUGCUCGCCUCUCGUCACACCGGUCCGGCCAAAACACGCUGCAAUCUGAAGCCCCAAGCGUACCGGAGCGGCCAUCACUGCUAUCGCCAGAGGAGGAAGCCGAAAAGUUGGGCCCUGUAGGCUCACCAGCGGCGCCGGGUCGACGACGACGAAACGUCUCUCUCUCGGACAUUGUCAAAGCCUCGGGGAAGCAGGUCGUAGGGACCUUGCUGAACAGGGAUGAUCACGUGUUUUAUCGUGAUGUUCUGCGCGAGGGCUAUUUGUCCAAGCUGCCUCCUCGCAACAAUCGCGUCCAAGGCUGGAAGCGGCGCUGGUUCAAGCUCGUGGUCUCCCUGGAUCGUUCGCUUUCUGGUGGCCCAGUUUACUUGGAAUAUUACACCUCCCAUUUGCGAAGCAAGCCCAAGGGUGUUAUUGACCUCGACAAGAUUCGUUCAGUGGGGCCUCCAUCUGCUGAUAUUCUGGCCACAGACCGCCAAUACCGCAACGUCCCCAAGCUGACGAUGAAUUUUGCGCGUCAGGACUCGCUCUUUGAGGUCCACCUGCCGCGACGAACGUAUCGGCUCAUGGCCAGCAGCCGCGCUGAGGCUCGAGAUUGGAUGAGCAUGCUCGAGGAAGUCAUCGGCCUGGAAGUUGAGGACGAUGCUGCUGCUGCUGCUGCCCGAGAUGCAGAUCUCGAGACCUCGUUCUUUGGCCACAUCCUCAACGAGGAGCUGAGCCAUCAUGAGGCUCAGAUCAAACUCAACAAGGAUGGGGCCCAGCUCAUCGACCCCACGAACUCUGAAGUGCUGAUCGAAUGGAAAUAUUCGGUUCUUCGCUCCUAUGGCUACAUUGGACACGUCUGCUGGUUUGAAGCUGGCCGGCGUGCCCCAACCGGUCCCGGCAUUAUGUGCUUCUCGGUGUCCCAGUCCAAACAAAUGUUUGAUAUCCUGCACGCCCUUGUCACACCCUUGGUGCGCGGCCGCAGCCGUCAUCGCCGUAGUCAGGCAAUGAACAUGAGCUGGGCCAGCCUCGAGCCGGAACAAGGGCAGCAAGACGCACCGCCCCCAAAGCCUCUAGCUUCAACCCGGGCACACAAGACGCGAACUGUUUUUGGACAGGAGCUGCAGAGCAUCGACCUGGAACCCGUUGCCUUGGCUGUGCCAACCCAAAGCUAUGACGCUGUGGACGAUCGAGAAUAUUCUUUUGCUGUCGGCGAUGUCAUCCGGGUUCUGGGCACGCGCGCGUUCACUGAGGAGGGUUACUGGCUGUGUCAAAAGGAGAACGACCAAGAAUUCGGUCUCGUCAAGAUGCUGCUCGUGCAGGUUCAUGAGCAUGAAUUUGGCAACUUUCGUGACAUGGACGACAUCACUGGUUCCAUGGACUCCCUGGCUGACCUUGAUGAGAACAUGUUCAACAUGUCAACUUGA